GCACAACUCAAGCCAUCCCAUCUCUGCUCCUCCCGCCUCACCACCAGUCGUCUGUUCGAAACAUCUUCACCGACAACGUCGCUCCAUUAUCGCAACUGAAACCGAUACCAAGGGCCACGAUCCUUCUACCCGGUAACGACGUACGCAAAGACGGUCCGGACAAGCAAGUAGAACAUGCCCUUUCCAUCCAAGACGACCCUCAUCACGGGCGCGACGUCGGGAAUCGGCCUCGCCCUGGCCGACCGCCUCGUCGCCAACGGCACUUACGUCAUCGCCGUUGGCCGCCGGACCGACCGCCUCGACGCUCUCGUCUCCUCCCACGGGCCCGAAAAGGUCGCCGCCGAGCCCUUCGACGUCACCGACCUCGAGGCCCUGCCGGCAUGGGUCGACAAGAUCACGUCAACAUACCCAUCCCUCGAUACAAUCAUCCUCAAUGCGGGAAUCCAGCGCAGUGUGGACUUCACAAGCCCAUCCUCCAUCUCUCUGUCCUCCGUGUCCUCGGAGCUCGCCACGAACUAUCUUGCCCCGGUGCAUAUGAUCACCCAUUUCCUCCCUCAUCUCCAGUCCCUCCGAUCGUCCAUCACCACCAGCACCUGCUCCAUAAUUCUCGUCUCUUCAGGCCUCGCCCUCGUCCCCAUCCCCCGCUGCCCGAACUACUGCGCCACAAAGUCCGCCCUUCACUCCCUCGCCUGGUCCCUCCGCGCCCAGCUUGCCGCCCACGGGCCGUCAGCUCACAUCCGCGUCGUCGAGGUCGUCCCGCCCGCCGUCCGGACCGAGCUGCAUUCCCAGCAGCCCGAUCUUGUCGCCGCAGGCCAGGCUGACUUCGGCAUGCCACUCGACGAGUUCACCGAGGAAACUUGGGCGGCGUUGGUGGAGGGGAACGAAGAUGAAGUCAUCGUUGGGCCGGCCAAGAACUUUGCCCAUGUUGAAACGGACAGGAAAAAGAUGUUCGACAAGAUGACCGAGUCGUUCAACAACGGCAACAAGUCGUAAUUCCGCCAUCAUAAUCGUCGACCCGACCUUCCAGCCAGGUCCAACGAGGCGACUGCGUGUUUGUGUUGUUUCUUUUCCCGAUCUGUUAAAAGGACUUGCACAAGGACUGUGAAGAGAAAACGAAAAAGCGGCUGUCUCUGUUCACCCAGGCCCGUCUCCCUUCCAUCUCAGGAAUUCGUCUCGAGACCCGUCGCGUAGAAACCAAAGUUCCAUGUCCAGCUGAGAAAGGAGAGAAAACCAAGCCUGGCCAAAUCUUUCCUUGCCCCCUCUUUCCCAAUGGUAUGUCUUACUCUCGAUGCGUCUGAACCAAGACAACGUGAGCCUCCAAGGUGCUCCUUGUCCAGAGGCAAGCGAGAAAUAUCAAUGAGAGACUGUCGAUAACCCGACGACUAGGUUAAGAAUGUAAAAGAAGUGAAGAUGAAUUGUUUUAAGUCAACCCAGCCUCGAGUGCUGGAAUAUGAUGAAAAGCCGCCAAACCUCCUGAAUAGAAACACCGUUUGAUUCGUGAGAACGCGCCUGUCCGUCCAACCCAUCGUUCAAUCC
Molecule: messenger RNA, 1536 nt
Organism: Colletotrichum destructivum
Lineage: Eukaryota; Fungi; Ascomycota; Sordariomycetes; Glomerellales; Glomerellaceae
Product: Putative short-chain dehydrogenase/reductase SDR, NAD(P)-binding domain superfamily
Exons: 3
Coding region: 175-993 (272 amino acids)
Molecular function (GO): oxidoreductase activity
Source: RefSeq, a predicted model, not a curated record